Zerene cesonia (dogface butterfly) is the source of this 4378-nucleotide messenger RNA. It is a transcript of the gene Ctl1, whose product is annotated as choline transporter-like 1. Gene Ontology annotation, cellular component: membrane. Gene Ontology annotation, biological process: transmembrane transport. The transcript is spliced from 13 exons. NCBI's taxonomy places the organism in Eukaryota, Metazoa, Arthropoda, Insecta, Lepidoptera, Pieridae. Gene Ontology annotation, molecular function: transmembrane transporter activity. The coding region runs from base 232 to 2244 and encodes 670 amino acids. The record is from RefSeq and is a predicted model, not a curated record.
GUUGUUUAUUGUUUAUUGUUGACCUUUUCGCGUCUGUUUAUUAUUAGGUACUAUCUCAGUGUUCGCAUCCUUUUCGAAGCUUAACUCGUAUGGCAUUUUUAAAGUUUUUAUUUUUGUUUAAUUAAAUGUACAAUAUCAUAUAUAUUUUAUGGAGAUUAAAAAGUCUUACUAGAAUAUAGUACAUCAUUGUUUAGAAGCGUUCGUAUCAAAGGUUUCUUGCGAGGAUUAGUUAUGGGGUGCACGCAAAGUGAAAUAUCUCCACAAAAUGAAACGCCUAAAAAAGGAUGUACCGACGUUCUAUGGCUGGUUAUAUAUGUAAUCUUUUGGAUAGCAAUGAUAUUUGUUGCUGCAAUCUCUUUUGUAUACGGAAAUCCGCAACGACUCAUAAAUGGAUAUGAUUCCUUUGGUAAUACAUGUGGUGUAAAAAAUAACAAGAAACUAAUAAACUUCCCACUUGCCGGCAUAAGCACUGCUGACAAAAGUUACCUGUUUUUUAUGGAUGUAAAGCAAUUACGACGGUCUCUCAAAAUAUGUGUAAAAGAAUGCCCAAAUAAAAAAAUGGAAACUUUAACUGAUAUUCAAAACUUCUACAAGCAAACUGGGUCUAGUUUAUGUAGAUAUGAUAUAAACUUGAAUACCACAACAAAUACUGGAGAUUUAAACAAUUUCAUAGGCCCAUGCCCUGUUUUACCAGUUUAUGAAUCAUUCCCGCUUCUUAACCGGUGCUUUCCAAAGUCAGCUAAAGAUGUAGCUCAGAAAGUCUUUACCGAUUUCUAUGAUUUGCUAAACAGCUGGGACACAAUUGAGCAAAUGCUGUCUGACCUAUAUAACUCUUGGAAAGAAAUGAUUAUUUGUGUAAUUAUAGCAUUUAUUUGUUCUCUAAUAAUGGUUUCUAUUUUGCAUUUAUUGGCAACAUUAGUGUCUUGGAUAUUUAUGAUCAUAGUAUCAAUUGCAAGUGUGGCGGGAACAGCCUUGUUAUGGUACACUUAUCAUGAACUUAGAACUAAACAGAGAGACUUCUCUGAUACAACUGCUUUCCUAGCUGAAUCCUUUAAAAAUGAAAAAGCCUUCCUAUGGUACUCCAUUAUAGCUACAAUAAUUACUGUAAUUUUGCUCCUCCUUGUAUGGGUGAUGAGAUCGCGUGUGUCAUUUUUGGCUGCAUUGUUCAAAGAAACAGCUCAUUGCCUUGGAUCCAUACCAGCACUCUUUCUCCAGCCAAUAAUUACAUUCUUCUUCUUGGUGCUGUUUUUUGCUUUUUGGUCAUCUGUUGUGGUUUGCUUAGCUACAGCUAACUAUCCUGGUAUACCUUAUAAAACAAACUUCUUCAUCAAUGGUACACAACUACCAGACCAUGUAGAUAGUGCAGCCAUUCAGGCUCAAAAGAUUAACAGCAGUGCCAGUUUUAAAAGCUAUAUUCUAGAUCCAAUAGAGUUUAACCCUAUGUGGGUAAGGAGUAUGUGGUGGAUGUGUCUUAUCUGCCUUGUGUGGGGAAGUGAAUUUAUAUUGGGCUGCCAACAGAUGACUAUUGCUGGGGCUGUGUCGCACUGGUAUUUCAGGGGUCCCCAUAGUGAUUCAUCACCAGUACUAUAUUCUGUUGGAAAACUUCUUAAAUAUCAUCUAGGUUCAGUAGCUAAAGGAUCAUUUUUGAUCACAUUAUUCAAAGUGCCACGCCUUAUUCUAACAUAUCUCCACGCCAAACUUUCGUCAAGGGCAGAAAAAGGUUCGGAGUGUGCUAAGUGUGGAUUAAAAUGCGGUAUUUGUUGCUUUUAUUGCCUCGAAAAAUUCAUUCGCUAUUUGAACCAUAAUGCAUAUACAAUAAUUACCAUAGAAAGAUGUCAUUUUUGUAAGGCAGCAGCUAAGGCUUUCAGUGUUAUUGUGAACAACGCCUUGCAAGUGGCCACAAUAAACAGUGUGGGCGAUUUCAUUCUAUUUCUGGGCAAGUGUAUCGUAACAGCCAUAACUGGCAUCAUUGGCUUACUUCUGCUAAAACGAAACUCCGACUUACAUUUCUUCGCAGUUCCUACACUCGUUAUCUGUAUUUAUUCGUUCUUUAUUGCACAUUGCAUUCUAUCUCUGUAUGAGAUGGUAGUGGAUUCUCUGUUUUUGUGCGUUUGCGAGGAUCGUAACAUGAAUGGUGACAAUGGUAAAUGGAAGAAUUCAAGAUUGGCUGAACUCGGAGGACAUAAAACAAACAGACAGGAACAAAACGCCGCUGAAUUGGAAGAUUUGCAGGAAAAGUACUGAGUUUAUAAACAGAUCUGAUUUCGGAUAUAUUUACACUUUCUAAGGCUAUGCAUUACUCGAAGUCUCAACAGUUAAUAAGAUUUUUAUAAAUUUCCUAUUAAUGUAAUUUUAAACUGUUCUUUUGUCUUCUUUUGUUAACGUUACGUAUAUAUAAUAAGAACUGAUAACAUAUACAAAUUUUCGAAAAUUGCAUAGGUAUAAGUUUACUUAUUUAUAUUAGAUAUACAAUCAUGUUUCAUAAUAUUUUAUAAUUUGUCAUUAAUUGUCAGCUUUAAUUAUUUUUUGCCUAUUUUUAUACUUGUAGAAAUAAUGUUGAUAUAAUCUCGAAUGAAUUUAAUCUCAGAUUAUAAUUUAAAUUUUUUAUUUUAGAAACUAUGAAUUAAAUGCGUACAAUCAUGACUAGUGUAUAAGAAAAAAUAUUUUGCUAGGACAUUUAUUUUUUGUAAUGUUUGAUCGAUUUUAUGAUACUCGCUGCUUAAAUGCACUUUUUCGCGUUUUUUAAAUGUUAACAUCCAAAAAUGCAUUGUUUCCUUUUUAAAAUCUUAACAUUUUAUAAAAAUUAUUAAUAAUUAAUUAUACUCAUUCAGUACAUUAUAUUUAAUAUAAUAUAAUUAACUUCUUCCAUUAUUUUUAUAACAUGAUAUAUAAAGUCUCAGUUUAAAUGAAAGCAAAUAUUUAAUUUACUAGAAUAAGUAUCAAAUAAUAAAAAUGUCCAUCAAAUGUUUGCUGUGUCACUAUGUUGUUUUAUACGUGUCGCAGGUAUAUUUUCAAAGCCUUGAAAUUAUAAUUACAGUAGAUUAUUAGUCGAUUGCAUUUGUUCUAUAGACAUUGUAAUUUUACAGCGACACUAUAAUGAUUUUGAAACGUAAUUAUAUUUUGACAAUUUCGUCGGUCGACGAGGUCGACGUUUCUAUUGUUGUGUUUCCAAUCCUAGAAUGACGAAUAAAGAAAAUUUCAAAUCCGACCGCUUACGACUCGACGGCUCGCGCUGCUAACAUCGUUUAUGAUAUUAUCACUAGUCCCUGUGAAAUUGCUAUGUCACUUAACAAGGCCGUUAAAUUUUAAGAUGUGAAAACGAUUAUCAAUCGAGCCUUACCCUUGUUAGUAAGAAAUAAGCAACAUUGUUGUAAUUGUGUAUUUUUAGUUUUAUAACGUUGAAAUGCUUUAUAAAUGAGAAAUUUAGAAAGAAUAGAAAAAAAAAUGAUCACGAAGCGGGAUUCGAACCUGCGUAAAAAGACGCAACGCCAAUCCCACUUUAUCAUCGAAUUUCCUCUUCUCUUUCAAAAUUUCUCAAUAUUAUACCUUUUAUUUUACAUCUACAAAGGGCUUCUUAAGGAGAAAAAAAAAUCAAUUUCCAGGGCAUGAUUUCGAAAUUUACCAUAUAAUAAAUGGACCUCUAACAGGAACUAGGUAAAAUAGCAUUUAUGUGUGUUUCUUAUAUAUACAUAUAUAGGCAGCUUAUUUUAAAUUUUAUAGCUAGGACUUUACAAGGAAUGCUAUACUUGCAUAAGUAAAAUAUCUAGGAUCAGAAAAUUUUUGAGACUAAAAAAAAUUAUUGCAUUUACAUAUUACCUAUAUGAAUUUAAUCAAUUGUAUUUUUUUAUUAACAUUUAAACAUGUCAGUUUAUAUUGCUUUACAUUGAAUAUUAUACAAAUGUAUUGGGAGUAUGAAUGUAAAUUAUUAUGAUGCAUAUUGCUAUUUCAGUAAUCAUAAUAAUAUUUAUUUUGAAGCCAAAGUAAUGACUUAGUUCCAUGUUAUGUUCAUCAUUUACACUUGAAUAGACAAAGCAAGAUUCCAUCCCUUUCCUUUUACAAAUUGUUGUAAUUGUUUACCCAUAACAUGUAGCAAUGUUUUAGACUUUUUUUGUAUCCUGACUUUAGUCAAGAAACCGUCCAGAGUGAUUUGAUGCUCAAGUGCUGUAAUUAGUAAAUAAUCAUUAAACAAAUAUUAAUUUAAGGCAAAAAAAGGUAUUGUAACAUUAAAUUCACUAUGACUCCAUUUUUAACAUAAAGCUUUAAUAUUUAUUUGUUGUACCUUAUAAAUUUUUCAUAUUGUGUCACCAUACAUAAACUUAUGCAUUUUUUAUUAUUGCUUAUGAAUCAAAUGUAACUUCCAAGUAUUGCUAGUAUAUUG